Messenger RNA from Penicillium concentricum, 2490 nucleotides. Its product is annotated as putative PHD finger domain protein. The record is from RefSeq and is a predicted model, not a curated record. Gene Ontology annotation, biological process: regulation of DNA-templated transcription. The coding region runs from base 1 to 2490 and encodes 829 amino acids. Gene Ontology annotation, cellular component: RSF complex. The transcript is spliced from 6 exons. Lineage: Eukaryota; Fungi; Ascomycota; Eurotiomycetes; Eurotiales; Aspergillaceae.
AUGGGAUCGCGAAAGCGCACCCACUCCGAGGCCGUCUCGGUGGCCGAGCAACAAGCACCAGAAGAACCUGGUUUACUCUCACAGCUCAGGAGUAACUGGGCAUUUGCAAGCCUCAUGCAAUACAUUGCCAUCUUUGGCCAGGUCAUGAAGAUUGACGAGGAGUUUGGGAUUGAGGACCUAGAAGUCGAAUGCCUCAAACCCGAGCCCUCUCAUAAACUACUAGAGAUUGGAUUGUGUCUCCUUAAAUGGAUUUCGUCGCAUCGCGGUCUUACCUUCGACAAUUUCGAUGAGUACACCCGACGCCAGUACAAUGCGAAAGCACCCAAUACCACCAAUCCCUUCGGCCACGAGGAAGAGCCAAACAAGUUCUUGCACUUCGAUGUUUUCACCAAGAUUCAUGUCCUCCACCAGCUGACGGUAUGGACAUUCUGGAACCCGGACCGCAUUCGCGACAAGAUGCCUGAAAAGAAGGAAACCGAGCAGACAGAAUGGCGUAUUGAAGAGUUUGGCUGGGACCGCGAGGGGCGUUCAUACUAUGUACUAGAUGACAACCGUCUUUACCGUCGCACCGACCCUCCUCCGCCUCCACCUCGCCAGCGUCCCAAGAAGAAGGCAAAGAGCCGGUCUUCUCGAGUAUCGAGAACGUCAAAGCGUACCUCUACGGCAGCGGCGGAAGAGGGUUCCGACGAGGAGAGCAAGGAUACCAACGAUGCAAAUGCCGCCGCAGCCUUUGCUGAAGACCCUUUCAAGUGGGAGUGCGUGGCUGUCACACUCGAGGAAUACCAGGCUUUCUUAGAUACACUUCAAAAAACCAAGGACGCGGACGAGAAAUACUUACGCGAUAGCAUUGUUGAGCAUGUCCUGCCUAUCCUCGAAAAGGCAGAGGAAGCGCAGCAGCGCAAGCGCCAGAAGCGUGAAAAGGAGCUUAUGAACCUACAGCUGGUUGCAGGUGCUAAGAGGUCCAGCCGACUUGCCGCCAAGGAAGAAAAGGAACGACAGGAUCGAGAUGCUGCUGAAGCUGCCCAAAAGCGUGAGAGCGACCUGGCCGAGGCUCGUAAGCAGCAGGCGAAGCAACAUCAGCUUGAAGAAGAUCGACAGUCGCGUACAAUGACUCGAGAGCAGCGCAUCCGAGAUCGUGAACAGAAGCGACUGCUGCAUGAGGCGGAGCUUGAAAGGAUCGAGGAGGAGCAACAAAGAAUCGAAAGGGGUGAAAGCAGGGUGUCUGCCCGAAACCUCCAGGCUGAUCUGGAGAAAUCCCAGAAGAAUCUGGCAGGGCUUGCCCAAGAUGACCAGUGGGUAUUUGAUUGCUCUGGCUGUGGAGUGUAUGGCGAGAAUUUGGAUGACGGAAGUCAUAGUGUUGCCUGCGAAAAAUGCAAUGUUUGGCAGCAUAGCAAGUGUCUUGGUAUCUCACAGCAAGCGGCCGAAAAGGAAGACUUUCACUUUGUCUGCCGAGACUGCAAGCAAAAAGAGGAAGAUUCCAACAGGCCCAAACUUCCACCCCUCAAAUUCCGAGUCAGCGCUUCAGCAUCUCCUUCGGCUGCUCCUCCGGUGAGUAAGAAACAGAAGGCGGAGGAUGACGAAGAUCAUGCUCCGCCUUCACCUGUGAAGAAAUCACAUCUAGCUCUAUCCAACGUUCAAAAAGAACCCUCAAGAACACAACCUACUCUACACUCGUCCGCUAUUGGUCAUGGCAACUUCUAUCCUCCUCGAUCUCCCCAGCGCCGGGUCCACCACACAGAUCACACUCCAUCUUCAAGCCCUCCUCGUCCACCCUUUUCUCCGCCAAAGGCCAUCCUCCUCUCAGCACCCUUUGCCGCCUAUGCAGCCAGCUCUUCAUCUCCCCCCUUUGGAUCGUUCCCUGUGCGGCCCUCCUCCUCUCACUCUGCUCAAAGUCCUGUUCAAAACCAACCAUCCAUGUCACCUACACAGGGCAACCCUGAUGUUGGCCCUAUUGCGGGCUUCCCGUCUGUUGCUCCAAGCCACACAGCAUCUCCGUGGAGUUCUUUCGAGACUCCUCGUCCGCAGUCAGGUCAUGCAGCCACGCCAUCGAUGUCUAAUCACUACCCGUCUUUCUCUGCUGCGACGCCCAACGGCAACCACUCUUCGCCUCCUCAAAGUUCUCACGGCAUGGCUAUGUCGGGGAUCAGCCCAACUAAGCAGUCACCUCGUCCGCUUACUGCCAGUGCCAUGGCGGGCGCACCAGUCCUGCCGCCCAUCCGCAGACUGGAGCCGAGCCCGAAGCUCAUGGGUCGUAGCUCUCCAGAUGCUCCGAUCCCUCCACCUGUUAAAUGCAUGACUCCUGAGCAGGAGGAACGCCGACAGAGAGAGAAUGCUUCAAUGCUACACCAGGCUCAUCAAUACCAGGGCAAUGGUCAGCAUCUGAUGUCAUCGCCAUCGCUGAAUCGCCUUCCUCCCUUGGGCUCAGGGACCACAUCUCAGUACCCUGACCCUGUUCCUUCGCCUCAGCGUGGAAGCAACCAAAAGCAAUGA